This is a messenger RNA of Lactuca virosa, 1194 nucleotides long. Lineage: Eukaryota; Viridiplantae; Streptophyta; Magnoliopsida; Asterales; Asteraceae. The record is from the annotation of a GenBank genome assembly.
AUGAACAGGAACAUCGAUUUACAGAGACCACUGAUGGAUGAUACAACAGCCCUGAGUUACUGGUUGAAUUGGAGGUUCUUCCUUUGUGGAUCAUGGGUCGUCAUUGUUAUUAUAACAGCUGGGAUUUUAAUACUCAAAUAUGAAGUGUUUAACACAAAGAGACGUCACCAACAAGAUGAUGAAACUGAACCUAUUGGGAUUCUGUAUGAGGACGAAACUUGGAAAACCUCUUUGAGAGUAAUUCAUCCUGCUUGGCUUCUUGCUUAUAGAUUAAUUGCUUUUGGUGUACUAUUGGCUUUGAUCAUUUCUAAUCUGGUAAUUGGUGGAGCUAGAGUACUUUUCUUUUACACUCAGUGGACUUUUGUUUUGGUCACUUUCUAUUUUGGGCUUGCAUCUUCACUUUCCAUUUACGGGUGUUGCCAAUAUUGGAAUGAAGUUGUUGAUGAUAAUAUGAAUGAUGUGGGUUUAGAGGAUUCUUUAAUACAAGUGAGUGUGGAACCUCAACAUAUGUCCAUGAAACUGAGUAACCAUGGAGAUAUUAGUACACGCAAGACAGCUGGCAUAUGGGCUUAUUCAUGCCAAAUUGUAUUCCAGAUAUGUGGAGGUGCUGUGGGGCUCACUGAUGGUGUAUUUUGGUUUAUAAUCUAUCCAUUUCUUGCUCCUGCAACUUACAAAUUGACUUUUUUAAAUGUUAGCUUGCAUUCUAUUAACGUUGUUCUCCUCCUCAUUGAUGUGAUUCUAAAUCGCCUACGGUUUCCAUUCUUCCGUUUAGCAUACUUUGGUCUGUGGACAUGUUCGUUUGUCGUCUUUCAGUGGAUUUUUCAUGCUUGUGUUUCAAUGAGGUGGCCAUAUCCCUUCCUUGACUUAUCAUCUUCAUAUGCUCCCAUCUGGUAUUUUGGAUUGGGGUUAAUCCACAUCCCUGUAUUUGGCAUCUUUGCACUCAUAGUUAAAUGGAAGCAGUUACUUUUAUCAAGGUUUUCAUAAAAUCUUGGAGCAUCAUGUAAAAGAAAAGAGGUGUCAAUUGUAACAUACUUGUAGUAACAUCAUUGAUUUGAGUUAUACUUGGCUAACAUGUUAGUAGAAUAGGUCAGAAGGGUUAUUGUGUUAUACUGCAUGGCAGUCUUUAAAUUAUUUUUAUUAAACGGUUAUAUUAUUAUUUGGCAUGUUAAUUAUUAUCUAUAAAGUUCAAAUGGG